AUGGACAAAGUUAAGCACUUCCGCCCCAUGCGAUGCGAGGCAUUCAUGUAUCCCAAAACGUGUUCUCUCGCUCGUAUGUCCACUCGCCACCAUCCUGCAAUACAUGUAGAGAGUGGUCAAAUAGCAGCACAAGCACCCCGAGGCACUUUUAGGGAUCGUGGCUUUGCUCAAUUUCUGCUGCGCAGUUUAUGGCAGAGUAAGCUCUGUUCCGUGGAGGAUGCCCUGGCAAUGGAACUGGGACGUGCAGGUGCCCUGUAUCACAUUUGCAUGCAAACGGGCAUCAGUGCAGCAAGAGUGCUUCACCAGUGUUGUGUUGUUUGCAUGAGUCCAUUGCAGGAAAAGCAAUGA
This is a messenger RNA of Ostreobium quekettii, 348 nucleotides long. Lineage: Eukaryota; Viridiplantae; Chlorophyta; Ulvophyceae; Bryopsidales; Ostreobiaceae. The record is from the annotation of a GenBank genome assembly.